Molecule: messenger RNA, 1214 nt
Organism: Umbelopsis ramanniana AG
Lineage: Eukaryota; Fungi; Mucoromycota; Umbelopsidomycetes; Umbelopsidales; Umbelopsidaceae
Exons: 2
Coding region: 140-877 (245 amino acids)
Biological process (GO): regulation of transcription by RNA polymerase II
Cellular component (GO): nucleus
Molecular function (GO): RNA polymerase II cis-regulatory region sequence-specific DNA binding; DNA-binding transcription activator activity, RNA polymerase II-specific
Source: RefSeq, a predicted model, not a curated record
UGGGAUCUCUGAAUUUUCACAUAAAAGCAGACCUUGAGGUCUUUCUCUUCAAUUUCAUUUCUAUUGUCAAGUUUUUCUUCCCCUUUUAUUUCAUAUAUAUAUUCUAUAUAACUACCCCCAAGUCUUAAACAUUUUGAAAAUGGAUAUGACUAACGCAAGACAACGAGAUGCUUGGGUGAUGCAAAAGCCUUAUGCACGUACUUUGGACCAUCUAUCAAGCCGUCACGAUAUCGGAUCUCCUCCAUAUAGUCGAGGAACCAGCAGUAGCGGUAGCAGCAUUGAUGGCUCCCUCCCUUCCCCGGUUCUCGACGAAUUGGAACUGCCAUCGUCGAACCAGCCUCAUUAUGCUUUCAUGAGCAAACAUCAGCCCCCUUACUUUGAAGUCCCUAUGUCUGCAGAUGGCCCUACUUGGCGUACGGCUAGUUAUGCACCGAACGAAAUGGCGUAUGACGUGUAUUCUAUGCCGUCCGAGUACACUACACCACAACAGCAUUACGAAGCAAAUCAAUUCCGUUGGGCUGAUUACCCUCGAUACCCUCGAUACCAACCAUACUGCUCUACCAAUGUCUAUCAUCAUCCCAUGCAACUCCCCAUGCCAUCACCCACUCAUUCCAUUACAAGCGCAUCCUCUGCCGAUUCUUACAAAAAGCCAAGCAAAACAUCUAUGCCAGGAGCUGACUUCAUGACAAGUUUCAGUGCAAAGAUUGAAAAGCCUGCUAUGGGAACUCCCAAGAGAUACAAGUGUGAAUUGUGUGCUAAGCGAUUCACGCGACCAAGCUCCCUGGCUACUCAUAAGCGAAGCCACACUGGCGAGGGAUGUGGUCGUAGCUUUUCUGUGGUCAGCAACUUGAAACGCCAUAACAAGACUCAUAUGUGAAGUCAUCUUUAUUUGAGUUUAGAUCUUUUCUUCAUACGCGCCGCCCCUCUCAUUUCAUUCUUAAAUCGUUGUUCACUUGUACUUACUUCUUGUGUGUUAUCUCCUUCGAAAAACUUGUCAUUCAAAAUUCCUGUACACAGUUUUGCCUCAUUGUCAUAUUUCUUUCUCCUUACUUGUUUUACUUUGUUGGUUAUUUUUUAUUACCAUCAUCUCUGAUAUGCUGAAGAUUCUAAUUUGCUUGCGAGUAGAAUCCCAAUCUAUCUGAGCAUGGUAGUGCAUCACACCCUUUUUUUUGACAUAUAAAUGGCAUGUUCCAUUAAUUUCGUGCGAGUGAGGG